This is a messenger RNA of Dipodomys ordii (Ord's kangaroo rat), 3488 nucleotides long. RefSeq names its product calcitonin receptor-like (gene Calcrl). The transcript has 16 exons. Gene Ontology annotation, biological process: adenylate cyclase-activating G protein-coupled receptor signaling pathway; angiogenesis; cell surface receptor signaling pathway. The record is from RefSeq and is a predicted model, not a curated record. Gene Ontology annotation, cellular component: plasma membrane. Gene Ontology annotation, molecular function: adrenomedullin receptor activity; calcitonin gene-related peptide receptor activity; calcitonin receptor activity. Bases 517 to 1929 code for a protein of 470 amino acids. Lineage: Eukaryota; Metazoa; Chordata; Mammalia; Rodentia; Heteromyidae.
UCUGACAACACUUCCAAUCUACCCAGAACAACCUUUGUCUCCAGCAGAGAGUGUCACCUCCUGCUUUGGGACCUUCAAGCUCUGCUUGACUGGAGUUCACUCUGCUGGCAGGAUCACAUUGCAAGGCUUUGCCUCUUCUCCACCUUGCCUGGGGAUAAAUCUGUCUGCGGAAUCUCAGAAAGUCAAAUUCCAUCCUGUCUCUUUCAUCAGGAAUUUUCUUAGGAGCUGUGCUGGGAACCUACGAUGAUACACCAAGCCCCUGUGCUGCCACCUAUCAACACUCUGGACGGGCAUUCCUUCAGGUCAUGACCCUUGGAAUUAAGAAAUUCUUCAAGACAAUGUUGAGUGUGAUCCAAGAAAAAAUGUGAUUUGAGUCUGGAGACAAUUGUACAUAUCACUCUAGUAUUAAAAAUCCAGGAUAGCUGAUAGAAGAGAACACAGUAUUUGGAAGACUGCUUCAAUUAACAAGAGAAAUUGCUCCCAGUGUGAUUCACAGCAUAUUUCAUUUGGCCUCCAAUGAUGGAGAGAAAAUACCUACUAUAUUUUCUAUUUCUCUUGCCGUUUCUAAUGACUCCUGCCACAGCAGAGCCAGAAGAAGAAGAAGAAGAAGAAGACCCCGAUGACUUAAUUCAGUUGGGGGUUACUAGAAAUAAAAUAAUGACUGCACAAUAUGAAUGUUACCAAAAAAUUAUGCAGGACCCUGUUCAACAAGUAGAAGGGCUUUACUGCAACAGGACCUGGGAUGGAUGGCUGUGCUGGAAUGAUGUUGCAGCAGGAACAGAAUCAAUGCAACACUGCCCUGAUUACUUCCAGGACUUUGAUCCUUCAGAAAAAGUUACAAAGAUCUGUGAUCAAGAUGGAAACUGGUUUAGACAUCCCGCAAGCAACAGAACAUGGACAAAUUACACUCAGUGUAAUAUUAACACACAUGAGAAAGUGAAGACUGCCCUGAAUUUGUUUUACCUGACAAUAAUUGGACAUGGCUUAUCUAUUGCAUCACUGCUCAUCUCCCUGGGCAUAUUCUUCUAUUUCAAGAGUCUCGGUUGCCAGAGGAUUACCUUGCACAAAAAUCUGUUCUUCUCUUUUGUUUGUAACUCUAUUGUAACAAUCAUCCACCUCACUGCAGUAGCCAACAACCAGGCCUUAGUAGCCACCAAUCCAGUGAGCUGUAAAGUGUCUCAGUUUAUUCACCUUUAUCUGAUGGGCUGCAAUUACUUCUGGAUGCUCUGUGAAGGGAUUUACCUCCACACACUCAUUGUCGUGGCUGUGUUUGCUGAGAAGCAACAUUUGAUGUGGUAUUAUUUUCUUGGCUGGGGAUUUCCACUCAUUCCUGCUUGUAUCCAUGCCAUUGCUAGAAGUUUAUAUUACAAUGACAAUUGCUGGAUCAGUUCUGAUACCCACCUCCUCUACAUUAUCCAUGGUCCUAUUUGUGCUGCUUUACUGGUGAACCUUUUCUUCCUAUUAAAUAUCGUACGUGUUCUCAUCACCAAGUUGAAAGUUACCCACCAAGCUGAGUCCAAUCUUUACAUGAAAGCUGUGAGAGCUACGCUCAUUCUUGUGCCACUGCUUGGCAUUGAGUUUGUGCUGAUUCCAUGGCGACCUGAGGGCCGGAUUGCAGAGGAAGUGUAUGACUACAUCAUGCACAUUCUUAUGCACUAUCAGGGUCUUUUGGUUUCUACAAUUUUCUGCUUUUUCAAUGGAGAGGUUCAGGCAAUUCUGAGAAGAAACUGGAAUCAAUACAAAAUCCAGUUCGGAAACAGUUUUUCUCAUCCUGAUGCUCUCCGUAGUGCAUCUUACACAGUGUCAACAAUUAGUGAAGUCCCGGGCUAUAGUCAUGACUGUCCUACUGAACACUUAAAUGGGAAAAGCUUCCAGGAUAUUGAAAACGUUGUAUUAAAACCAGAGAAGCUAUAUGACUUAGUUAUGUGAACACAGAGAGAUCAUUGCCAGGUUUGUGCCACUCUUACUUAGCACAAUGACUUAGAUACAUGACUUUCCAGCCAGAAGACUUCAAUACUAAAUGAAUCCCUUGAGAUACCAUAAAGGAAGCACUCAGAUUAAAGGAUAAGUCUGUGGAUAUAAUGGUAAGCAACAAUCACUGUGUGGAUGGAAAGGCUGUGAUCGAACAUUUGCCAGUAAAUAACUACACUGUGGUUGAUUCAAAGCUAGCAACCUGAAAUCACUGAAUGUGAAACUGGGAGUGGUGUGGGGGUUGGGGAGAGUUAAGCACAAUUAGUAAGCUGAUAUGGGUCAGCUCCAACUUAUCACUGCUUGAAAUCACCAGUGAACGACCGUGCAAGUUCAGAUAUGCAAUGGGUCUAACUCCACUCCUGUCCCCUUAUAUACACAGUCUUUCUCCCACUUAAGGUGCAGUUCUUUGGCUGAAUAUGUAUAUGUACACAUAAAACCAAACAUACACUAUGUCACUGGACCUCUUCAGGUAGUGUUUUCUCAAAUGUACUAAAGCAUUAAUUCUAUCAUAGGCUAACCACUUGUUGAUACAGCACAAUUACAUCCUGAGGCAAAUCAUUGUUGAGAUCUAAUAAAUAGGAUGUACUAUAUGCAAUCCUACUUCUGUAUGAUCAGGAGAUAUCCUUGUCCUCAGCUACUUCCCUAGCUUACUAUACAAGUGGGAGGGAAUUUCCCUGUAUCUGUAAAUAGAGACUUUGACCCUUCAAUUUCUACUAUGUAGACAACUUAGUUAUCAUUUUACGUGAAGGAAAUCAAUGAAGGAUUUCAUAUUACCUUGGACAUUUGUACAAAAAGAUUGUUGUGGGAAAUGAAUUUGUGAAUAAUCCAUGUAUUAUUUUAUAGUGUUAAAUCAAAUACAGACAACCAAGGUAAUUGCUUUAAAGCAGAUACAUAAUACAAUGAUGGAAGAAUGUCAUACCUGAUAUUGUGUCUGGGCAGAUUUUACAACAUAGAAUCUGGAAUUCUAUAUUUGGUAAAUAUUGUAAGGACAACCAGAUACCAGCAUCAGAAGUUAGUAUAGAAACUUAAAGAGUCAGAGACAUCUGUGGUGAGAAAUAAAAUAUUUAUUUUAAAAUGUCAGGCUGUUAUUUUGACAUGUCAUCUUUGAAGAGUUAAAAUUUUCUCCUUCCAUUUUGAUAAUGAGCUCAAUCAAAUCCAGAAAAAAAAAUCACAACUACUGUAAUAAAUAAUGUGUUACCCUUGCAAAUUUUGCUCCAUUAAAUAUUAGUUUGUUGACUUUUACUAUGUGAUACAUGCAUUGGCAGCAUGUCACUUUACUAAAGGAAAAACAAAAGCAAUAGAACAUAUAUACUAUAAAAAUGUUCCAAUAUUUAAUAGACUACUAUAUAUGAUAAUACACACCACUAAUACUUGAAUGAUUCAUUGAGGAAGAAUAAUCAAAUACCUAUGGGAUAAUUAAAUUAAGGUGGAAGACAGCCUCUCUUAUAAAAGAAAGUGACAUUUAAGAUGAUUCAGUUAUUCUAUUCAGUUAUUUUCCACUGGAAUGUCUGAAGAAC